GUUCAAACCACUAUACGUCGGUAAUCAUACGUCUGCUCUCAUUUCAUCAAGUUGGUCUUUUUUUUACUCAUUUAUGCUACGUACUUUUGUAUCCAGUAUUGUUUCAAACAAGUCAUUUACACAAUUGACUUUGAUACUAAUAUUAAAUCACACUGCCAACUAAUCUCAGCGCAUAUUUUUGUAUAAAUUAGUAAAUUAUACUGUACACAAAAUUGUACGUGUUUGUGAAUGAGUGUAAUUGGAAAAUUACGCUGCAAUAUAAGGAGUUUUGAAAAACAAAAAAUUGUGGAAAACCGUAUUCAAACGCGAAUUUUCGAAAGACGCAAAGUAACGACCAACAGAGCAAUCGACAGCAUGAUCGAGCACAAUUUUCCACCUUUGAGAAACGAUCGCGUGCUCAAAGCUGCGCGCGGGGAACCGGUUGACAGGGUGCCGGUUUGGGUGAUGAGACAAGCGGGAAGAUACCUUCCCGAAUUUCAGCAGGUCCGUGCUCAGCAUGACUUUUUCACCGUUUGCCAAACCCCGGAACUGGCGUGCCAAGUGACCUUGCAGCCGAUAGAACGUUUCGAUCUGGACGCCAGUAUAAUAUUCUCGGAUAUCUUAGUUAUCCCUCAGGCAAUGGGCCUGAAGGUUGAGAUGGUAGCAGGGGUGGGUCCAGUUUUGCCACAGCCUUUGGCUAAUCCUAAUGAUUUGGCGAGGCUUGUGCGACCAAAUGUGGAGGAAGCUCUGAAGUAUGUUGGGGAUGCUAUAACUUUGACUCGACACAAACUGGAUGGAAAAGUACCACUAAUAGGAUUCACUGGAGCACCUUGGACUCUGAUGGGUUAUAUGAUUCAAGGAGGAGGUAGCUCCACAAUGGCAAAAGCUAGAUCUUGGCUGUACAAGUAUCCAGAAGAUUCUCAUAAAUUAUUACAGAUGAUCACUGAUGUUAUUGUGGACUAUUUGGUGAUGCAAGUGCAGGCUGGUGCUCAGUUACUUCAAGUAUUUGAAAGCAAUGGGGAUUAUUUAGAUGAUGCGUUGUUCACAAAUUAUUCCUUCAAAUAUCUGAAACAAAUCAGUGAACGUGUGCGAAAACAAUUGAAGGAAGCAAAUAUUCCAGAAGUUCCUAUGAUUGCUUUUCCAAAAGGUGCAACUAUGAAUUCCUUAAAAAUCCUUGCAAAGGAUCAAAGUUAUGAAGUCAUAGGUCUCGAUUGGACUGUUGAUCCUGCCGAAGCGAGGAAGCAACUUGGACCUAAUGUCACGUUGCAGGGUAACAUGGAUCCUUGCGCAAUGUACUCUUCUCAGGACGAGAUUGUGACUCGCGCACAAAAAAUGGUGUUGAAUUUUGGUAAGAAUCGAUACAUCGCUAAUUUGGGACACGGUAUUUUACCGGACACUCCUAUUUCGUCGAUGGAGUCUUUCAUUAAAGGUGUGCAUUCAGCAUAAAUUUUAUAUACCGUACGAUGAGCGUAUUACAUACAUUUAUUAUACACUUCCAGUUAUUGUUAUUA
Messenger RNA from Pseudomyrmex gracilis, 1490 nucleotides. RefSeq names its product uroporphyrinogen decarboxylase (gene Urod). Gene Ontology annotation, cellular component: cytosol. Gene Ontology annotation, biological process: heme biosynthetic process. The record is from RefSeq and is a predicted model, not a curated record. Lineage: Eukaryota; Metazoa; Arthropoda; Insecta; Hymenoptera; Formicidae. The transcript has 6 exons. Gene Ontology annotation, molecular function: uroporphyrinogen decarboxylase activity. The coding region runs from base 229 to 1425 and encodes 398 amino acids.